Molecule: messenger RNA, 1869 nt
Organism: Mesorhabditis spiculigera
Lineage: Eukaryota; Metazoa; Nematoda; Chromadorea; Rhabditida; Rhabditidae
Source: the annotation of a GenBank genome assembly
AUGACGGCUGACGGAACGCUUCGAGACGCUGAGGGGAAUCUGCGCGGGAAUGGUGCUGUGAAUGGUAGUUGGAAUCACACACAUGGUCGUGCCGGGAAUGAGCGCUUUGGCGGGGCGGCCCCGGACUGUUCGGAGUCUCGAAUUGUUGGACACUAUGUCUCGACCCGGACCCACGCCCCUCCCUACCGCGGCGCACACCUCGUCUACUGGCCGUAUCGUGUUGGAAAUAGCGGUGGGCACGAAAUGGCUCCCGAUGCAACAGGGUCACCAAAGGGUGUCGUCGCGACCGAGAUCCCAUUUUCCACCCAGGACACAGCAUGCGAGGAGAACAUCGACACCGAUCAAAAUAGGAGAGCCCCGGUCAAUCGCCCAGCAUAUCGCGGUCAUCGCCGUUGUCCUUCUGGUACUUUUUCCAUUCGCAAUGGGCUACCGAUAUUUCCGAAGGAGGAAGGACACCGCGCAUCAAAAAUUUCUAGGCAAGCAAGCACUCCAGGCGCCGAAAAUCAAGACCCGGAUUCCACCCCAAAAGAUGGGACGCACGCUCUAAGCAAGAAGCCAACAAGCCGCAACCUGUUGACCCGGAUUCUGGUUAGGCUGAAGCUGACCCCGCCCUCACCCGGGCUGCUUCUCUCCGAGGAUCGCUUGCUGGUCGAACUUGACGUACUAUUUUUGCACAAGAACGGCCAGAAGUCGGCGGCCAUGGAGCGCAAUGACAAUUUCGGCAAUAACUGGCGUCGCGACGGACAGCCACCACCAGAUAUGAAUCGUGGAUACGGGCAAGGCUGGAACGAUGCAAUGAGUGCAAGAUACUCAUGGUACGGACAAAUCCCUCCACAGCUACAAAUGCCGCUGGCCCCUAAUGGACUACUGCCACCUCUUCUCCCUGGAGUGUACGCGAAUCCAAUGGCUGGUCGUCUUCCACCACCGAUGGCUGCCGGCUUCUUUCCGCAUCAAAUGCCGGCACUGAUGCAGAACCAAAUGCAAAUUGGCCCGAAUCCCAAUAUGAUGACAGCCUUAGGUGCUCCGACAAUUGCCAUGCUUGCUCAGCAACCCCAGCCCUUUCGCACCUUCGGCCCGAACAGCGUUAUCUCUGCGCCCCCUACUCUUCCUUACGCUUCGAUGCUAGCUGCUCCUCAGCAACCGUACCCGGGGUUGUCGCCACAGAUUCAGGGUCGUACUUCGUCGACGUCAGGCCGUCACGGAGCAUUUCGACGGCCGAGGACACUUCCCGCCCCUCCGAGCCAUCCAUAUUCGAAAUCGCGCCAGAAGCGUGGGAAUCAGUCCAUGCCAGUCUUGACUCCUCAGCAGCCAAUUCAACAGCAGCCAAUUCAGGAGCAGCCGGAGCAACCACAAACUGUUCAAGUACAGCAGCAGCCCCUCGUACAGCAGCAAGCAGCCCCGACCGGCGAAGAAAUUCUGGUUGCUCGCAUGUUGGCCCACCUUUCAAUGCUCAAUCUCAAUCCUCGGCCCAACAAUAACAGUCAAAAUGUCGUUGCUGUAUCGACUCCAGCGCCUCGAUGUCCAUGGCGCAGCGCCACCCCUCCGAUGAUUGAUGGUCAGCCCGGGUACACCACGGUUCUCCCGAUCUGUAGCCAACCCGCUUUCAACCCCAGCUUGUGGCCAGCCUCUCAGGCGCAGUGGAUGCGCGCUUUCAACCAAAACAACCCGCUGCCAGAGACGAAUUCAAUUGUCAACCCUACACCGACUGCUUGGCCUCUGGCUGGUGCUCAGCUUCCGCCGUUGAUGAACAACGCCGUUCAACAGGUGAAUGGCCUGGAGGAAUUCCUCAAUGGACUCAAUAACGUCUCUUCAUCGACAGGGAACAGCAGCAACUUUGCCGCGGACCACAUAAGGCAAGCGAUUCCGAAG